Molecule: messenger RNA, 2316 nt
Organism: Endocarpon pusillum Z07020
Lineage: Eukaryota; Fungi; Ascomycota; Eurotiomycetes; Verrucariales; Verrucariaceae
Exons: 9
Coding region: 1-2316 (771 amino acids)
Source: RefSeq, a predicted model, not a curated record
AUGGCCGAUACUCCUCAGCCUCAGGUCACGACUGUUGUCAAACCAACAGCCUCCACGACAUUAUCAAAUGGCGACGUUGAUAACAAGCAUUCGUAUCCAAGGACCAUCGAUAUUGAUAGGGUCAUGUUCAUUACACUCCCAGGGCCAAAGGUACUCCGUCUAACUGAUAUUCGACGCCCACAAUCCUUGGUGACUGUGAUACCAGUCUUGCGUCAGGAUGCUCCUGUGGAAGAGCAGUGGCUCAAGAAUUUCAUUGCCAAAUAUGAGACAUGCGAUGAUGUUUUCUCUAAUAAGUUUCUCAACGGAAUUAUUUUUAUCGCCCCGUUCAGUCUUGAAGUUACACCUGAAGCACGCAGAUUGCUUGAGUUUAAGGGGAAUUCAUGGAUAGAGAUACUGAAAAUCAAGGAGACAGAAGUUCUUCUGCCCUCGGGACCACAUAUUAUCUUUGAACAGGAUGUCUUUGAGAUCCGGAGGCUCUAUGAAGAUUCUCAAGGUGCCUUUGUGACCUCUAUCGUACCUGGAUCAAGUGGUGGACAUUUACCCCUUCGACUUGGUGGUGAGCAAAGUCAAACUUUCGGUAUUGCAGUUCCGUCACGUUUUCAUCACGCUAUUCCCUCUCGACUUAGUGGCUGGAGGAUCGCAGUGAAAGAUAUCUUCUCGAUUCAAGGUAUCAAAACUUCAGUUUGCAACCGAGCUUACUAUUCAUUGUACCCACCCGCACUCCAGACAGCUGAUUGCAUCAAGCUCUUGGAGAAAGAAGGCGCCUCGGUGCUGGGGACGACGAAGCUAGCAUCCUUUGCAGCAACUGAAGAGCCCGUUGAGUGCGUUGACUAUCAAGCCCCCUGGAAUCCUCGAGCCGAUGGAUACCAGUCGCCAGCAGGAAGCAGUAGCGGAAGUGGUGUGGCGGUUGCUUCGUAUCCGUGGCUGGACAUAUCGAUCGGCUCCGACACAAGUGGAAGUGGUCGGAGACCCGGUCAUUGGAAUGGAUGCUAUGCCAUGAGGCCAUCUCACGGAGUGCUUCCUGCAGCAGGCUACAUUCCCAGUUUCAAGCAUUUUGAUACACCAACCUUCUUUGGAAGGGAUAUCGCAAAAUGUCAGGAGUUUGCGGAUGUCUGGUAUGGCAAAGAAUUGCCAGGUGGUCGGGAACCACUGGCUCCAUCUCUUGUUUAUCCCACCGAUUAUAUGUCCAUGAUAUCCAACAAAGACCAGCUCAAUGUCAUUGACAAAUUCACAGCUGAUCUGGAGUCGUCUUUGGGGGUGCAGCAUACGAAAUUGUCCUUCGAUAAACUUUGGGAUGUCGAUCCGCCGGAAGAAGCCAAAGGAAGGACUCUCCAAAAUUACAUGAACAGAGCAUGCCGGGAUUCGUUUUUCUAUGACGACUAUCACAACUUCGAUGAAUUCAGAGGCGAGUACCAACGCAAAUUCUCGAAAGAGCCUUAUGUGAGCCCACCCGUUAGAUGGCAAUGGGAAUUGUCCGCGACGAUCACGAAGCAACAAAGGGACAUUGCUGUUGACCGAUUGGCAGUCUACGGAAAGUGGUUCUCCGAGAAAGUCCUGAAGGUGGGAACGAUGGACACUAUAGUAAUAAUACCAAUCGAGAAUAUCUCGCCUCGAUAUCGCGACGAACCAUUGGUGUAUGGCCUUCAAUCACAGACAAAUCCUGUUCUUGAGCUACGCUCGCCUGCUGACCCGAAUUUUUCAAGCAAUCGUUUCAAUCCCGAGGGAGUUCCAAUGCUCUUUCUAUCACCAAUCCUUAAGGCGCCCGAAUUCACUGUUCCAGUUAUUUCGAAACUGCCAAAUCGACCUGUUACCCCCCCUGAAUCGACUCAAAUUCAGCUUAUCCUUAAUGGUAGCUCUCCUCUUAACCUCCUUAUUGGCGCAGAUCACGAUUAUAUCACCAAGGCUAUGCAGGCUAUCAAAGAUACAAUGCUAGGGAGCCCUGCAGAGCAUGCUAUUCGGACUAUUGAAUUUCUCAAUGCUAACAAUGCUAUUUUGAGCAAAACGAAUGCCCAAUUGGUAGCUACUGCGCGCGCUCGUCAACAGGCCAAAAAGACUAAGAAGGUUAUUGGCAAAGCACGCUUACUCAGCAAAGAUGACGCUGAUAAGUUACGUAUGGAAGCAGAGGCUAAGGAGGCAGCUGAUAUAGCACACAAAGCUGCUAUGGAGCAGAAGAAGAGGGAGCAAACGCUCAAAAAGGCGCAAGAGGAGGCAGAUAGAGCAGAACGGGCAUCUCUGCGUGCUCAGGCGAAGAACGCACGCGAAACGCAGGCUGAAAUGGCUCGAUUGGCCAAAAUCAAGCAGUGUUUGUUUACAUAA